Mya arenaria is the source of this 10604-nucleotide messenger RNA. RefSeq names its product serine/threonine-protein kinase SIK3-like. Gene Ontology annotation, biological process: microtubule cytoskeleton organization; protein phosphorylation; intracellular signal transduction. The record is from RefSeq and is a predicted model, not a curated record. NCBI's taxonomy places the organism in Eukaryota, Metazoa, Mollusca, Bivalvia, Myida, Myidae. Bases 10 to 3507 code for a protein of 1165 amino acids. Gene Ontology annotation, molecular function: tau-protein kinase activity; ATP binding; protein serine/threonine kinase activity. The transcript is spliced from 16 exons. Gene Ontology annotation, cellular component: cytoplasm.
GUAAACAAAAUGGCGGCAGUGAAAUCUGAAGGAAAAGGCCCCCCGAGUUCUUCGGGAAUUGUCCGGGUCGGCCACUAUGAAAUCGAGAGAACGAUCGGGAAAGGAAACUUUGCAGUUGUCAAGCUUGCUACCCACAUGCUCACCAAAACCAAAGUGGCCAUAAAAAUAAUAGACAAAACGCAACUAGACCAGGAGAAUUUGGAGAAGAUAUUCAGGGAAAUACAAAUAAUGAAACUGCUACGACAUCCACAUAUUAUCAGGCUCUAUCAGGUGAUGGAAAGUGGUCGGAUGUUAUACCUAGUCACAGAGUAUGCAAGUGGGGGUGAAAUAUUUGAUCACCUGGUAGCCCAUGGCCGCAUGAAUGAGAGGGAGGCGCGACGCAAGUUUAAGCAGAUAGUGGCAGCUGUAUCAUAUUGUCACAGUCGACAUGUUGUCCACAGAGACUUAAAGGCGGAGAACCUUCUGUUAGAUGCCGCACUUAACAUCAAAAUUGCAGAUUUUGGGUUCAGCAAUAUAUUUGACGAGGACACGAAGCUAAAAACCUGGUGUGGGAGUCCCCCGUAUGCAGCCCCAGAGUUGUUUGAGGGCAGGGAAUAUGAUGCCCCCGGGGUUGAUAUCUGGAGUUUGGGAGUGGUAUUAUAUGUAUUGGUUUGCGGGGCGUUACCGUUCGACGGUAGCUCUUUGCAAAGUUUACGAAAUCGGGUGGUUAACGGCAAGUUUAGGGUACCUUUCUUUAUGUCGACAGCUUGUGAAGACCUUAUUCGUCAAAUGUUGACCGUGGAUUGUGGGAAACGUGCAACGAUGGAGCAGAUUAUCGCUCACCCGUGGAUGCAGGUUGGCGAUGAUGACCCAGAGUUCUUUCAGCUUAUACGGGACUAUAACAUGCAAGUGCUCACUGACCCAGACACAGAAAAUCUGUGUGAACAGGUGCUUGAUCAAAUGGAGACCAUGCUUCCCAAUGUAGAUAGAAAUAAAAUUAUCGAGUCCGUUCAGAUUCCUGCCUAUGACGGUCUCAGUGGAAUCUACCACCUGCUGCUGGACAAGAUACGGAAACAUCCCUCAAAAUCACUCCUCAACAAAAUACACCCUGAUCUCAUUGCUGCUUCACAAAAUCUUCCCAAUGCCACACGCAUGGAACGACGCUCCAGUAUAACAACAGGAGUUGUUGAGCGUGUGGAGGUGCCCGUUGAGGAGGUCAGACGUAGCCCGUCCCCACCCCCUCUCCACCCCACCCAUCUACCUGCGCACCUACCCUCAUACUUCACAGACAGCAGCAUGCUCACUGCAGACAGAGAAGACACAAAUCUAUCAGACAGCGACGAAGAGCCAUCUCCAGAGGCCCUGGCGCGAUACCUUGCGAUGCGACGUCACACGGUGGGUGUGGGUGACAGUCGACAUGAGGCCCCGGAAGAUGUCCGAGUAAAACUAGCCCAGCACCAGCCGAUCAUUGCCAUGCCACAGCCUGCAUUUUUCUCCCCGUACGGUUUCAACCCCCUCCUGCUGAACGCAAACUUGCCAGCGGGGGUUAAACAGCCGUGGACCGCGCCCACUCAGCAUUGCCCUGCUGACCAGUAUCUGCUGCAGUUACCGCCUAUGGUCGGACCAGAUGGCAGUGUAAACUUGAUCAGACGGGCGUCAGAUGGAGGGGCAAAUAUCCAUGGGUACCUGCGGGCCACAUUGCCGGGCUCAAGUGGAGAGGGAAGCAGGGAGACUGUCUCUAGCCCCCUGUCCCCUCUGGCUUUGGCCCUGCCUAAAGAUGAAAAGGAUGAUAGUCAUUCAGACCAGGAGCCGGAUCAGGAGGCUGUACAGAAGUAUUUGUCUAGUCGAGGUUGUGGUAAGAGACAUACGCUGGCCGUGUCCAACUCCAUCGAGGUUCAUGACGAACUGCGACUCAACCAUAUACAGACUCCUAUCCGAGCCACCAGACGGUCUUCAGAUCGGGGAAUAUCACCCUACUCAUACAAAGAAGACAAUAUGCUCCAUCUUUCGAAUGAGCGGUUUUCCCCAGUACGACGAGCGAGUGAAGGCCUGGCUGGCGUCAGCAAGCAUCAACUCUCACACCUUGAGCGUCUGUAUAACCAGACAUUAACGUCACAACAGGCUGGUCGACACUCAUCGUCACAUAGCUUACGUCAGCUACAACAUGAAUGCCACGAACUUCAGACACCAACAGUUUCAGGAAAGAUACGCAAAAAACAAGUAAGUGGGGGGAGUCUGGAUCACCACACAUUACAUCGGCUUGGGCAGAACCGUCCUGUGAGCAUGUCAGCAACGAGGAUCCCCUCGCCCCCAGUUUCUCCGUUCGGGGCGCCCGUCUCCCCGUUUGGGGCGGCAGUAUCCCCGUUUGGGGCACCCGGGUCCCCAGUGUUCCAACAGCGGAGCCCCGCAAGCCCAGACGGAGGGAGCGGGCAACUCUACCAACAUCUACAGCGACUUCAGCUUACGCAGCAGAUUCGACGAGCGGGCUCCCCGACAUUCCGCCGAAGUAGCCCUCCAAAUCUCGCCCAGUUAUCGUCCUCGGAGAACACGCCUCAGUCAUUUCCUAACAUUCUGCAAAAUAUGGGUCAAGGUCAUCAGCGAUCGAGCCCGCCACCCAACUUCCAGAAUCUUCAGAUGAUCAAAGAGGACUCUCUCGACCUCGAUAAAAGUUCACAAUCGGACAGCGAGGAAGAAAUGGUUGUGCAGGAUAUUGGUGAUAAUAAACUCCCCGCCAAUGCAACUCAGCAGCCGGCGUUUGGGAAAAAGCCGCAGAUUAGCAUCACAGACACUCAAGGUCAUGUGACUGCUGUGACCUCUGACGGUGACUCUGAGUCAGAGAAGGGGGAUAACUCUAACAGUGCAAUGGUUUCUCCGAGUUCCCCCAUCUCAUUGCCACUGAGCAGUAGUGUAGCUUUCAAUUAUAAUUUUGCUCCUCAAUACGGUACGUAUAUGCAUUCAAAUAUUGCAAACAUUCCAACGGAAACAAAAGUUACCGUCUGUCCACAAAGUUAUUAUCAAACUUCAAAUAAGAACUGGUACAACCCAGAAGAAGCUUAUUUGCAAAAACUACAUGGUUUACAUGACUCUACUGAUAAUAGGUCAUUAACCAAUUAUAACGCUCAAUCUGCUAUCUCAUCUUCACCAGGAAGUUGGGAGAUUAGCAAUGAAGGCAUUGUGGGAUUGUAUCGAGCAAGUAGCCAAUCAGAUGACAGCAGUGGCCAUUCUCAAUCUCUUGGUGUUGGUGGGGGUUAUGAAUUGACGAAAGUUGGAUCUUAUGUGAAUGUUUCUUCAAAAAGAUCAGUGGAAGAUAUUCUUAAUGAGAUUCGUAAAAUUCUCGAACAGAGCGGGCCUCAAAUAGCGUACAAGUGCUCAGACAAUUGUUUUCGGUUAGCAAACUCAGACGUUGCAAUGGAGGUUGAGGUUUGUGAAGGAGUGGACGCAAGUCGCCUUCAAGUGCGGCGAAUAUCUGGAGAUAAAGGCACUUAUCAACAGAUGUGUCAAGAACUCUUGGCUGGCAUUAAUAUAUGAGGCUUUAAGCUUGGUCAAAAUGGAAAACAAAGUUAUUUUGAUGAGAUUUGGUCAUUGGUACAAUAUAAUGCUGUGAGUGCUAUGAUAGAUGAAGCUAACUUUCCACGGCACAACGCUGAACUGAGUUAAAUGAUUUAAUUAAUAUUGACCACAUUUAUUUUCAUAGGAUUUAUUUCUUGCCAUCAAUCAAAAGAGGAUAACUUCUGAUGAUUUGUGGUCAAUGAUUUUAGCAGCUUGUGUUUCAGCUAAAGAAGUUAAACUCGAAUAAAUAUUGAGUGGUGCUACAGAUUUUGAAUCUCCUGUGCUUGAUCAUUUUAGUCGAAAAAAAUAAUUGAAAAAUAUGAAUAUGAGAAUGCUGGUUUGAUGUUUAACAGGCGUUGGUACAGUUUGGCAUUUGUCAUUUUGGAUUUUGAAAUAGCCAUUAUGUGAAUAAUUAGUUUUAUUGACAAAGAUUUAAAAUCUCAGUGUGUAUGCUACCAAUACCUGUUGUCUGCCACCAGUGUUAUGCGCAGUUAUAUGGCUUUUUUGCAAUUCUUUCCAUAUUUUGUCAAGGUUCUGAUAUCGAUAUCUAACUUUUUACCUUUCAUCUGCCUCAUGUACAAAUUUGCUAUCAUUUUGAUAAAGUGCUACAGAUUUUGACUGUCUUGAGAAUCGCUUUUUUGUAACGAAAUUUUAGAAGGAUAUUUUUAAUCUUUCCAUUCAGGUAUCGGAUACAUAAAUGUGUGAACUUGGUAUGCAUGGUGACCCCAUAUUAUGUCUGUAUCAUUUGAAAUAUUUUUUGGGGUAAAUAAAGAAUAAGUAUAGGGUUUUAGCCAGGUUUUUAAAUGGACAGGGUGCUGCAGAAAAGGUACAGGGUGCUGCAGAAAAGGUACAGGGUGCUGAGGGACAAAAGGACUCGCAUUCGGAACUCUGUGGCCAUUUUUAUCAAAAACAACCACUGAUGUAUGCCACCCUUAAGUAAAACUUUUAUCAAAUGUCAUGUUUCAACUCAAAAAAUUGCUAUAAAGGUAAUUCUCAUGUAUAAUGUAGAUUUGAACAUGUAUUAAUCAUAUUUGUUAUCAGCAAGCAAAAGUAAAAUGAAACGGAUGUUAUAUGGGGUCACAAGGAAUCAAAAUUUAAUAUUACCAUUAAAGAAGCGAUCAGCUUAUUUGUGGGUUGGAUUUCUCAAUUUAUUUUCAAGGAACACAUACAUCAUGCAAGCAUAUAAGGCAGUGACUGGCAGCUUAUUUGCCUUCAGUAAAUUGUUUUAAAAAGUUGAAAACAAGGCUGAGAAGCAACAAACGAGCAUUGCUGAUUCUAAAAUUGUGUUGGAUAUGACAUCUGCUAAAGCCUGGGUCUGUUACCUGUACAUGUUGAAUGGCAUUUCACAACUGUGGAGUAUUGAAUUUGGCUUGAAUUUUAAAUUGAUUAUAAUUUGUUUUAUUUAUCAUUGUUAAUUGUCAAAAAUGAUAUUUUAUUAGAAAUAUUUAUAUCUAUAAUUUUUUAUAUUUUGCUGAAGUUUGAAUUGCAGUUAAGUUUUUUUUUUAUCGUCAAGUUUUGUUUUAAGUAUUUGUCACCUGGCAAAUUUGUAUUUAUUGUUGUGCAAAUUAGUUUUGUUGGUUUCUAGUUGUUUGUGAAUUUCUGUCUCAGUUUAUACCAUUGUUCAAAAAUUGAAUGCUUGCAGGUUCAAAUGAAGCGAUUUAAUCAAGGUGGAUUUUUUUUAACGCGUGCAAUUCUACUUUUAAAUAUAAGAAUGUAUGACUCAUAAGGAUGAAUUUUUUUUGCAGCUUUAAGAACUAAUAGCCAUAAUAGGGAAACUUCAUUCUUCUUUCAAAAACAAUUAUCUGAUUGUUCAGAACUUAGCUAAAGUUAACAACGUGUUUAACGACAUUGUUGUUAACUUUUAAACACAAACUAUUUCAUGAUUUGUUGAUAUAUUUGAACAAAACAAAUUUAGCUGAAACAGUUAAGAGUACUGCAGAUAAGAGUACUGCAGAUAAGAGUACUGCAGAUAACAGAUAAGAGUACUGCAGAUAAGAGUACUGCAGAUAAGAGUACUGCAGAUAAGAGUACUGCAGAUAACAGAUAAGAGUACUGCAGAUAAGAGUACUGCAGAUAAGAGUACUGCAGAUAAGAGUACUGCAGAUAACAGAUAAGAGUACUGCAGAUAAGAGUUCUGCAGAUAAGAGUACUGUAGAUAAGAGUACUGUAAAUCACAGGUGUAUCCAUUUAAUUUCCAGAGCAGUAAAGAUUUGAAAGUUAACAAAGAUGUUGUUAAUCACGAUGUUAACUGUUACAAAGUUGUGAACAGUCGAGUCAAUUCUGUAUCAUAUGGCUCGAAUAUCGUCCCUUUACACGCAAGCAAUAAUAUUACAUGUAUUAAAAUAAAAAAAUUCAUGUUACUAAACGACUGAAUUAUUAUGAACUAACAUAUGUUAGAAUUCAUUAUACAUGUCCAUUCCACUUGGGUUUUGUGGUUUUAAGACAUGUGUUAGUUUGGUAUGUUCAGGAUCCAUUUUCUAUGAAUCUCAUUUAUAUGUUAGCCAUAAUGAAAUGACCAAAGUAAAUAUGAAUAUGUCCUGAAAUUAUGGAUCUGAUCUCCUGGAAAAACUGGCCCCAAUUUCUCAAUAGUAAUCUUAAGCCUAACACACUUACGUAUCUUAUUUUAAUUAGCAAGUUUUCUGACUUAAAACCAAACUAGAUUUUUUUAUUGUAAUUAAGGAAAAAAUCUCUUAAUCAAGAGCAAUGCUGCGCGACUAUUCAUACUUGAACAAAAAAUAAUGUACAGAGCUUAGAGGGAUAAGACACCAGGUGGUCCCAAAAUCAGCAAAUACAAUAUUUCCUCACAACAAGCUUAGAAUUGUCAAUUUGAGCAAGUAUGAUGCCAAUAAUACAUCAUUUCACAUAAUUAUAAGAAUGUUUUGUUGCUGUCUUAGCUGAGUUUACCUGUUUAAAAAUAGGGCAUAAUCGUUUACCAGUUUUUGGUGUGUAUAUUUAGCAUGUGAAAGUCACGUGAUUUAUGUGGUAGACUGACCCAGUAAACUUUGAAUUGGAAACAUACGCAAAAACUACACGAAAGAUACUUGUGUCGUUCGCGAUGUGAUACAUCAGUAAGUAAGAUUCAAUGUGUUAUACACAACUAUAUCAAUUUUAUGCAAGUUUUUGAUUAUUUUCUUUUUUCUUGCAAUGAUAUCAUCUGGUGUCAAGUCCCUUUAAUCCUGUAAUUAGGGUCGUAAGAUUGUUUGAGAAAUUUGGGCCUUGUUUUCUGUAUGUUAGUAGAUCUGCCUUUGAACAGAUAUUUGAUACAAAAGAAAGUCAACACUUUGAUUUUCAUAUAUUAAUGUAUUUCCUCGAUAGCAAAUCAUCAUUUUGAAUUUUUGCUUUUAAAACAAAGCAUGUUAGGUAUCAAAAUUUGUAUAAAAUGUUUUGCCUUAAUGUCAUGAACAUUUGUUAUCUUAAAAUAAGUGCCAUUUUACUCAAGAUUUUACCAGAAUUUAAAACUUCCUGGAACUAAGUGAUGUCAUUCACUUUUCUCUUUUAACCAUGUAUAUCGCAUAUGUAAUGGAAUGAAAAAUCAAAUUGAACUUAUUGCUUAUUUUUUUUUAUAGAAAAUACUUAGCUUUUUUAGAAUUUUGAACUUUAGUUAAGAAUGCUUAAUAACUUUUCUUGGUUUUGUUUGCAAAACAUUUAACUUGAUCAAAAUUUAUACUAUGCAUGAAUUAUUAAGUUUGAAGUAGUCGUUUGGAUAAUGUUUUAAAGAUUAUUCUGGUUAAAAACAGGUGAGAUCUGAUGACUUGGUUUAUGUAAAAGAUGUAGUGGGGGAAAAAAAUUGUCUUUGAAUAAACCUGGUAUUAAUUUUUUUUUGAAACUAUAAAACAGCCUGAAUUUGAUAGCUAUAUGAUAAUUGGUGUUUACUUUGCUUCACUAAAUUGUUAAUUCAGCAUUAAUCUGUCAAAGCAUGGCUGCCAACUUAAUUGUUUUGUGAAGAAGCAACAAUUUUCUAUUUGUUACCAUUGCCCUUGUGCUAUCUUCUAAAUACCCUGGUAAUCUACUAGCUAAACUAAUUUAAUAUAAUUUUCAUUUAAUGAAAAAGUGUUGGUUUAUUUUCUUAGAAACAAUAAAUGCUUUUGUACAUAUUUUAAAUAAAUUAUGUGGUUGUUCACAAAUGUCUAAAUAUUUCAGUUUGCAGCUUCCUUGAUUUUAUGGCCUCAUACAUUUUGAAUCAUGUUUCAGGCCCCUACAGCUUUAAAACACAUUUUUGCAUAACAUUUUGUCAGUAGUCAAUAGUCAGCUUGUAUAAUUACAUACUUUACAAUCAACUUUCACUAGUCACAUGUUAAGUAGUUACUUUUUAAAUUAUUUAACUAUAAUCAAUGUUAAGUCUGUCUGUUUUGCUUGUUUUCGACUGAAAAGGACUUUGGAAUGCACACUUAUUGCUGGCACUAUUAGGGCAUUUUGUUAUCAACUGGAAGUUCUCUGUAAUGCACACUUAUUUCUGACAUCAUUAGGGCAUUUUGCAAUAGAGUCACUAGAGGAUAUUUCAUAGUUAAUACUGCAUUUGAAUUUUGGUGCUUAUUUGCUGUCUGAAAUUGUCGAUGGUUAAGUUUGGUCGUUUACGAUUUGGUAACAAUGACAAACCUCUGUUGAGUUUAAAUUAUGGACUGGGGAUGGGGGUCACCUUAUCAAAGAGGGUACAACUAAAUAAUGCAAGAUUAUAAAAAAAUGGUUAUAUUCUACCAUAAAUUGAAAAUUCAGAAAUUGAAUUAAGAUUUUUACCUUAUUCCGAUAAACCUUGUUUAACAUUUUCAGUCUCACUAUUUGUUUCAAAAUAUAUCUCACAAGGACUAAAAAUAAACCAUUCUUAAAAUCAAAUGGUUGAUCUAAUGGUUGAUCUGAACAGCUCUUCUCAUGUGGAGGAGUGAAAGUUGUACAGAGGUGUUCGAAAUAUGAACUAUGAUUUGACCAAGGAUUUUAGCUUGUCAAGCAACAUUUGAUAUUUUGAACACUUUCUCUCCUUCAUUUUAUAAGAGUCUACCCAUUGAACCAGUACGUCACUCUCCAGUGCAGUUGUCUCCUUUGAUGGACAGAGACAAUCUCGGCCACCAUAUAUGGAAAAAGCUGAAUUUCAUCUAUAGAUUUCAAUUAGAAAUUUAUAACCAUAUUGUUUUGUUUAAAACUUUGAGAUUUGAUGUUUAAUAUCUUAAACUAGAUGUAGAAAUAUAUUUGAAAUAAAAACAUUUCAAGAUUUUAAACAAGGUCAUGUGACUCUUAUAAUCAUCACAUGAUAUGCGUGAUAACUGUAUAGCAAAGGGAAAUAACUGCUGCAUGGAGGUUGCCAGUACAUUGUUAUACUCGUCUGCAUUAGAGCAUAAAUCAAUGUUACUAUAGUGAUUGAUCAAACUUGACCAAUUUGUUGCAUUUUUUUUCAAUAUAGGCAAACAUAACUCACAGAUUGUAAACAUCUUCUUUGAGAAAAAAGAAAUUAUUGUGAUAUUCAUUUUUUUCCUGAUACAACUAAUUUUAACUGAUAUAAUUUUUACGUCUUAUAAAUCUGUUUUUUAGUUCACAGAAUUUUCAUGUUGAAUAUAUACUGUAUCUAGUUAACAGUUUUCCGGCCCUUUUUAAUGGCCAUUUCUCUGGGUAGUGAAUGAACAAUUUUGCUGUAUCUCAUUUAUCCAAAACUAAUAUUUCUUAAGGGAUUUCUUAACUUGAUACCAGUGUGUUGUCAAAAUUCAUCAAAUUCAUAAAUUGUGAUAGAUACAAAUUGUGAGUUUUCAUAGUUUUUUUAAUUAAAAUUUGUUGAAAUAGUCUUAACUGUAUCAGAGUUAUAAGACAACAUGGCUUUAUUUAGUAGACAUUUUUGUAACAAUAAGUUUUUUUUAUAAAUUUCUAUAAUACAAAUUGCAUUUUAAAAAGGCAUUAAAAUGAAUAUACCGGUAGAUGCAUAUAAUUUAGGAUAUUCUAAGUGAGAAUUCAUAUGAGAGAUAUGUCAAGCAGAUAAAACUAGCCUGGUCUUGAGAGUUUAAAGUUGACUCGUUUGAAAAAACAACAAUAAGUUUUUGUUGUUUUUUGUAAUAUUCAUCCGCUUUAAGGGUUACUCUAUUACUCCUAGUAUGAGAUAUCAUCACAUCUUGAAGACACACAAUGGUUGUCAUGUUUUUGAUUUUUAAAUUUGCUUUGUAUAUGGAAAAACUGAAAUUGCUGAUCCAGACAGUAUUUACCCCUUGUAUGCAUUUAUUCCUAUUUAUUGACUUCGCUAUCUCAUGUAAUUAGCUUGGCUGCUGUUUUUAUCAAAGACAAAUAGUCAAGGUUAAGUAUUGUCAUAGCAUUGGUGACGUUGUUAGCAGUUGCUGCGUCUCCCAAACUUGUAACUUAAGACGUAACUCACAAAUCUUUCACUAUAAGUCUUUCACAAAAAAGACAUUCACAUGAAACCGAAUUCACAUGUUACCAUUGACAAUACGCAUAUGUGUAGCACGGUGCGUUACUCUGACUUGAAUCAUUGUUGAGUUAUAUCCCUCGACCAAGUGAGAAAAAUGGACGAGCGUUGACACCCCCUUGUGGUACUCUUGUUAUCCACUUCUGUGUUGUCGCCAUUACAGCUUGUCAUCAAAAAAAUUCUAUCAUUACAAAGUUUUGAUUUUAUUAUGUAUAAUUUUCUAUGUAUUACAAUAUUAUAUAUCAUGUGACAUGAUUAUCAUGUUACACGGAUAAUAUCAAGUGAUAUUUUAGAUAUCACUUUACAUUAAUAUCAUGCUAUAUGAAUAGCAUGGGAAUUAAAUAUCAUGUUACAUGGAUAUCAUGUUAUAUAGAUAUUUAUGUAUAUAUCAUGUUACAAAGAUUGCUUAGAAAGUAAAUAUCAUGUUACGCUGAUAUCAUGUUACACCGAGUUCAGGUUAUAUAGAUAUCAUGCAAUAUGGAUAUCACAUGGAGGAAAUAUCAUGUAACAUGGAUAUCAUUAUUUUGCUGAUAUCAUGUGAUGCCAAUGUCAUGUGACCUGUUUUACCUGUUACCAAGGUGCUCUUGAUAAUUCUAAGCCUGGUAAUGUCUUAAAAGUGUGAUAGUUGUUUUGUUUUAACAUAUUUUGACUGGCUCAAAAAAAUAAAAGUGGAAAACCA